Messenger RNA from Canariomyces notabilis, 2669 nucleotides. Its product is annotated as amino acid permease. Gene Ontology annotation, molecular function: amino acid transmembrane transporter activity. The record is from RefSeq and is a predicted model, not a curated record. Lineage: Eukaryota; Fungi; Ascomycota; Sordariomycetes; Sordariales; Chaetomiaceae. Gene Ontology annotation, cellular component: membrane. Gene Ontology annotation, biological process: amino acid transmembrane transport. The transcript has 3 exons. The coding region runs from base 479 to 2386 and encodes 635 amino acids.
AUAAUCUCCAGACAAAUCUUCGUCUUGAACUUUCACGGCACUCUCUCAACUAAAACAACACUACAGGACUCAGAACUCCUCUCAUCGACAGAAAUGCAGCCCAUCCGUUGCACUCUUCCAAUGUAUUUUGACUCUGAAAGUUGAAACACACAGGAACUCGAGGAAUUUGCCAUCGUCAGAAGGAUACCUACCUAUCCGAGAUCACAUCUUGACUUCGGAAACUCUGCAGCGCUACGGAUAUGAGAGCACUACCCACCUCGUCCCGUUUCUCGAUUCGCUGCCGGAUGUAGUUCUCUUCGGUUUUGGACGCGUUCCUGGCUUCACACCCGUUACAGCUCCCUUGGUCUCGGGCGUCUCGGAAGUCGCCGGAUCCACUCCGGAUCCGCCACUUGACGAUCCUGACAAUUUGGAGCGAUUGACGCUCACCACACCGGCGUCUCUAGGACGUACGCCCGCGCAGUCCAAUGACACAAACGCAAUGACUGCCGACCGAACCAUUGAGCUGAAUCAGCUGGGCCGUACCCUAAGCCCGGCCGACGGCGGCAGCAUCACAGUGCGCGGCCCCGGCCGGAGCUCCGUAUCCGAUGCCGGCUCAUCCUACGCCCGCAGCAGUAGCAGCAUGAAGUCCUGGGUCAACCGCUUCAUCGACUCCUUCCGCCGCGAAGAACCAAGGGACGGCAACAGUUUUGCCUUGACUGUCACAGACGCAGAUGGCGAACCCGUGGCGGACGCGUUUGGCAAUGCGUCGGGCGCCUCGGUCGUCCGCGAGCACGGGGGCGGACGCUACUAUGACCUGCGCUCGGCCAACUCCAAGACGGCGAGCACGCUGCUGGCCCGCGAGCUGAAGGGUCGCCACCUGCAGAUGAUCGCCAUUAGCGGCUCUAUCGGCACAGGGCUGUUUGUGGCAUCGGGCAAGGCUCUAAGCCAGGGAGGGCCAGGUUCUGUGCUGCUUGCUUACGUUUUCGUUGGCAUCAUGCUGUAUUGCACCGUCCAGGCGCUCGGGGAACUGGCGGUGGUGUUUCCCGUCGCUGGAUCUUUCUCGGCCUUCUCAACACGCUUCUUGGACCCUUCGUGGGGGUUUGCCAUGGGCUGGAAUUAUGCUCUGCAAUGGAUAGUGGUGCUUCCCCUCGAGAUCAUCGCCGGCUCUCUGACAAUUGGAUAUUGGAACCCACACUUGCCCAAGCCGGUCUUCGUCACAGUGUUUCUCCUCGUCAUCGUGGGCAUCAACCUUUUCGGGAUUAAGGGCUACGGCGAGGCCGAGUUUGUGUUUGCCAUCAUCAAGGUCACCGUCGUGGUAGGGUUCAUCCUGCUUGGCAUUGUCAUCAACAUUGGAGGAACGCCGACAAGCGGCUACAUUGGUGGCAAGUAUUGGCACGAUCCAGGGGCCUUCAACAACGGCUUCAAAGGGCUCUGCGUCGUCUUCGUCACGGCCACCUUCGCCUUCGCAGGCACCGAGCUCGUCGGGCUCGCCGCCGCCGAAACCGCCAACCCGCGCAAGUCCCUCCCGACCGCCAUCAAGCAAGUCUUUUGGCGAAUCACGCUCUUCUACAUCGUCUCCCUUACACUCGUGGGCCUGCUAGUCCCCUACACCGAGCCGCGGCUACUCGGAGCCAGCAACAUAGCCGACGCGUCAGCAAGCCCCUUCGUCAUCGCCAUCGAGUCGGCCGGCGCGACGGUGCUCCCCAGCAUCAUGAACGGCGUGAUCCUGGUGUCGGUCAUCAGCGUGGGCAACUCGGCCGUGUUCGGCUCGUCGCGCACGCUGGCCGCGCUGGCCGAACAGGGGCAGGCGCCCGCGUUGUUCGCCUACGUCGACCGCCGCGGCAGGCCCCUCGUCGCCGUCCUCGCUACCGCUACCGUCGGCCUCCUGGCCUACCUCGCCGACGUGCCCGCCUACCACGGCGUCUUUGACUGGCUGCUCGCCAUCAGUGGCCUGAGCACCAUCUUUACGUGGGCCAGUACGUGUCUGGCCCAUAUCCGUCUGCGCCAGGCCUGGCGCCAUCACCACCGCUCCCCGGCCGACAUGGCCUUCCGCGCGCAGGCCGGCGUGGUGGGCAGCUGGGUGGGGUUCGUGUGCAAUGUGUUUAUCCUUGUGGUGCAGGUGUGGGUCGCGGUUUCGCCUAUUGAGGGCACGCGGGACCACCCGCUGCCGCUCACGGCGAGGGAUCGGGCAUAUAAUUUCUUUGUGCAGUGCCUGGCGCUGCCGGUGGUGGUGGUGUUUUGGCUGGGGCAUAAGCUGUGGUUCGGGACGAGUUACGUACGGGUGGAGGACAUGGAUAUAGAUACGGGGAGGAGGGAUUUUGGGAGGUUGGGCAUCAUCAUGGCGCAGGAGGAGGAGGAGAGGCAGGCAUGGCCGAGAUGGAAAAGGGUUUAUAAGACUAUUUGUUGAUAAUGAAUGGUUUGUGGGUUUGCAUGUCUGUUAUUCUUGUGUUGCUUGAGGACUUUGCUCGGUGCACGUGGUUACUGUAGCCGUGGGUUUGAACAGUCACAGAUCCAACGAGCUUCAUCUGUCGGUCCAUGCCCUGGGAAUAAACCAGCUAGCCCUGGUAACCGAAGACCCAGGUCGUCAAGCUCAUUGGCCAUUGUUAAGACCCGGCGAACUCGGGUGAUACAAACACGGUUCAGCUCGGACCGGGUGCAGUCUCUGCAGUGAGAUCAAACGCCAAUAGUGG